CGGCGAAUCACUUUUCGCUCCUCUCCUCUCCUCUGCGACAUCUUCGCCUUCGUUCUUUGUUUGCUCUGUUCCAGCUGUCAUGUCCUCAGCGCUCGAGCAAAACUCCCACACGGAAACACUAAGCUAACACAUGUUUCCCCACCGGCAGACUCGAGGGUGUCAUUGGCGCGGUGGAGUCAAGCAAACUUUUCCCUCCGCUUCUCGGUGACAGCUUCGCGUUUUGGGAGUCUGGCUGGUUCCAGAAGCUUUUACUUGCCCACUUUCUAUUUUUGCCCUGAAACGGUACCGCCAGUCCCGCUUUUGUGUCGGCUCCGAGAGUGUCCGUCCUUUUUCCACCAUGAGAAUCUGGCGGUGGAGGAAGAACUCUGGCUUUGUCGUCUCGGCUGUCAUCUGGUGCCUGACCUCGGUAAUCGCGAAUGCUGACACUACGAUUUACAACACUCUGGGGGGAAGUGCCGGGGACGAACGGCCGAGUCCAGCAGAACGUCACGAGACCACCGUACCUCUGCUGCUUACGGGCCGGGACAGCGGACCCCUCAGCCGAUUGGAACCGGGGGUUUAUCCGGCAUCGCUCCGGCUGCUGGUACGCGCCGAAGGCCAACAGCUAGUUCUGCUGCUGGAGAAAAACGAGGGUCUCUUCGCCAGCCAUUACACGGAGACGCACUACCGGAACGGCGAACGCGUCGUCACCGGUGCACGCAACUCCACGAUGAAGAAUUGCUACUAUCACGGGGAAGUGCAGGCGCAUCGCAACUCUGACGUCACCCUCAGCGUCUGCUCGGGCCUCCGGGGCUUCAUCGCACUUGAAAACAAGUCGUUGGUCAUCGAACCGGGGUCCGGCAAAAGCCCGGACGUCCACUUCAUCUAUCGAGCAGAACAGCUGCGCCUGACCUCGGGCGACUGCGGUCAUGGCGACAACAUAUCCUCCGUCACCCCGGACAACGACCUUCAAAGCCCUUUCCGGGCCUUCCGUGAGAGGCACAAAAGGGAUGCGCAGAAGACCACCAAAUACGUGGAGCUGAUCAUCGUUGCGGACAACCGAGAGUUUCAUAAACAAGGUGGUGACGUGGAGAAGGUGAAACAGAGACUUGCAGAAAUUGCCAAUUAUGUGGACAAGUUCUACCGAGCGCUGAACAUCCGCGUAGCCUUGGUGGGUCUGGAGGUGUGGAGCGACCACGACAAGUGUCCCGUCACACAGGAUCCCUUCGCCACCCUUCACGAGUUCCUCGACUGGCGCAAAGUCAAGCUGCUGCCCCAGAAAGCUCACGACAAUGCUCAGCUCAUAAGCGGGGUCUACUUCCAAGGCACCACCAUCGGCAUGGCGCCCAUCAUGAGCAUGUGCACGGUCGAGCAGUCCGGCGGCAUCGUCAUGGAUCACUCGGAGAACCCGCUGGGCGCGGCCGUGACCUUAGCUCACGAGCUGGGUCACAAUUUCGGCAUGAAUCACGACACGCCGGAACGCGGCUGCGGCUGCAGGAUGACGGUGGACCGCGGCGGCUGCAUCAUGACGCCAUCCACGGGGUAUCCGUUCCCCACGGUGUUCAGCACGUGCAGCAAGAAGGACCUCGCUGCCAGUCUGGAGAAAGGCGUGGGCAUGUGUUUGGACAACAUGCCCGAGGUCAAGGUGCUCUACGGCGGCCAGAAGUGCGGCAACGGCUACGUGGAGGAAGGGGAGGAGUGUGACUGCGGGGAGCCCGAGGAAUGUUUGAAUCCGUGCUGCAACGCCACAACGUGCACGCUGAAAGGAGACGCCGUGUGCGCCCACGGACAAUGCUGUGACAACUGCCAGCUCAAACCUCCAGGCACCAUGUGUCGCGAUUCCGGGAACUCCUGCGACCUCCCGGAGUUCUGCACGGGCGUCGCCUCCCACUGCCCGGCCAACGUUUACCUUCACGAUGGCCACGCCUGCCACGCCGUGGAGGGUUACUGCUACAACGGCAUCUGCCAGACCCACGAGCAGCAGUGCAUCACCCUGUGGGGUCCAGGAGCCAAGCCAGCGCCGGGGAUCUGCUUUGAGCGAGUCAACUCGGCGGGGGAUCCUUACGGGAACUGCGGGAAGGAUUCCAAAGGCUCCUUUGCUAAAUGUGAUGCUAGGGAUGCAAAGUGCGGUAAAAUCCAGUGCCAGGGCGGCGCCAACCGGCCAGUGAUCGGCACCAACGCCGUUUCCAUCGAAACUAACAUCCCGCUCCAGGACGGCGGUCGCAUCCUGUGUCGAGGGACGCACGUUUACCUCGGGGACGACAUGCCCGACCCGGGUCUGGUUCUGGCUGGCACUAAAUGCGGAGACGGGAGGGUGUGUCUUAAUCGCCAGUGUCAGAACAUCAGCGUCUUCGGCGUGCACGAGUGCUCGGGAAAGUGCAACGGACGUGGGGUGUGCAACAACAAGAAGAACUGUCACUGCGAAGCACACUGGGCGCCGCCAUUCUGCGAGGGCGCCGGCUUCGGCGGAAGCAUCGACAGCGGCCCGACCAGACUGGCAGCCGACAGCGUGCUGGUCAUCGUGAGCGUGCUGGUGGCCGCCAGCGGGCUGUUGCUGGCCAGCGGCCUCGUCUUCCUCAAGAGGAAGACCCUGCUGCGACUGCUCUUCACCCACAGGAAGAGCACUUUGGAGAAGCUCAGAUCCAUCGAGGCCAAGCGGCCCACCAGUCCAGCCAGGACCCAGUUCACGUGCAGACCAGUACCGCAACGCAAAGCUCCUCCCAAGCCCUGUGGACUGGGCGCCGGCAUUUACAAGCCGUCCCUCCUGAGUGCCGAGCCUCUUCUCCCGCCUCACAAGUUCCACUCGCACAGCCUGCGGCGCCUGCCGCUUUAUCAGCCGCUGCACAUCAGCCAGCCCAUGCCCGUGUCGCUCAGCGUGGGCCAGCCCACCCUGCCUCCUCUGCCAGCCCGUCACAGGCUGCCAACAGCCGACCGUCGUGCCGAUGCUUUGCCGCCGCCCGCCGUGCCGCCUUUCCUCAGUCUGCCCCGCCGGCCCGUGUCCUACCGACUGGGCCAGCAGGACUUUGACAAGCCGAGUCCUCCUCAGAAGCCGCUUCCCGCCGACCCACUGAGCCGAAGCGCUCGCUUGGGUCACGGAACCUCCGCGUUGGGCCUUCACAAUUCUGGAAGAGGACCGCUGCCCAUCCCCAUCCCCACCGUACCCAAACCACCACCCACCAUCCCGUUACCGAGCAGACCUGCACCAGUGUUGCCCUACAGACCACCAAAGAGCCCCAAAAAAUGCUGAGCAAGUCCCCCCAGGUGGAGGGAGUCUCUUUUAUUUGCACUAAUUCAUUACCAGGGCUCCGUUGGACUGGUUACGUUACGCUUACAGUGGACGCCCAGUGGACUGGUUGUGAGUGACGCUUUUUGGACAUUUGGAGGCGAAAAAGAAAAAAAGACAUCACAUGAUGGUCGGUGGUGCUCUCCCACUUAACGGUGCUCUAUCUUGUCCUCGCUCAGGUACCUAUGGACUAUUUAUUAUUUUAUUUGUGCGCACUCUUCCCCACUAGGAAGAUUGAACGUCUAUGUCAGAGGUGUUUUAUACAUUUAGGAAGCAAAAUGUGUGUUUUAUAAUCUCAGAUGCAAAGACAAAAGGGGAAGAACCAGAUGAGUUUAUUCGCCUUUGGGGAAAGAAAAAAAAAGCAUGAGAAUUUAUUGACCAAUUGGAUGAAAAAUGAAUUAAGACAUUUGAAUUUUUUUUUUCCACGUGAUGCUGUUGUCACAAAGUAACGGAUACAUAAUGGCACCAAUUAUUGUGGAGUUUACUGCCAAGUGAUGAUGUCAUCUGUAUUUUCUGUGUCAGGCAGAAUGUUCUUUUUGUCUCCACAGCCUUUUGGAUGUUUCCUCCUUGAACUCCGUUUUGCUUUUUCCAUCAGUGUUCAGUGAUGCGUGUGAGUAGAAAAAGUCACAGUGUGCUCAAUUCAUGUUCAACUUUGCCUUAUGGGCGUUUGUACAUCCUAAAUGUGUCUGUUGUUUAUUUGCAUAAAGGCAACAAAAGCCAUUAAAAGUCAUUGGAUGUA
Syngnathus typhle (broad-nosed pipefish) is the source of this 4001-nucleotide messenger RNA. It is a transcript of the gene adam12b, whose product is annotated as ADAM metallopeptidase domain 12b. The coding region runs from base 338 to 3226 and encodes 962 amino acids. The record is from RefSeq and is a predicted model, not a curated record. The transcript has 23 exons. Gene Ontology annotation, biological process: proteolysis. NCBI's taxonomy places the organism in Eukaryota, Metazoa, Chordata, Actinopteri, Syngnathiformes, Syngnathidae. Gene Ontology annotation, molecular function: metalloendopeptidase activity.